AGGGUGCGACCUUUGAGCCCAAUAUACAUAACUUACUUUAUAGUCAGAGCUUAAACAUUGCACAAUACAUAGUUUUACACCCGAUUAUGUUUAACCAUGGGCCAUUUACAAAUAUGUCCCUUGUUUACCGAUGUAAACGACAAAACACGUCAUCAGAGAAGUUGUCUUUCGCCGGUCACAUACUAUCAGUAAAGCAGCUUUCGAUCCAUAUUUUGGUCGGAUAAAAAUGGCCGAAAAGUCUCCAAGCACCGACGCCCGUCGGAGGCGAACUCAUAACGUGGAGCCGCCGGACGGCGGGUGGGCCUGGGUGGUGUUGGCCGGUACGUUCUCGUCACAAGUCCUGUCGUUUGGUUUCUACGGUGCUGCGGCCGUCUAUGUCCCUGUGUGGAUGGAUUUCUUCGACAGCUCAGCGACUGAUACGAGCCUGGUUGUUUCACUUUCGUCAUUCUUUAUGGGCUUUUGGAGCGUGGUUGCUGGUGUCUUGAUCACCCGGUUCAGCGUGAGGUCUGUUUGGAUCGCUGGGGGCGUGCUGUCAUCAUCAGGACUGCUGAUAUCUGCAUUUGCCACCAGUACACUCUACUUGACCUUGAGCAUGAGUUUGGUAACAGCUCUCGGUUUCAGCAUGUGUGUCAACAGCGGUUUGGUAGUUCUGAGCAUUUACUUCAAGAAGCGCCUAACUCUGGCAUUCGGCAUCGCCUCGUCGGGUUUUGCAGCGGGUCAGGUAGCCCUCACCCCUCUUCUAGACUACCUGAUAAUCGAGUACGGAUGGAAAGGGUCUAUGGUCAUAUUAGGCGGCAUCAUGUUGAAUAUGAUCGCCGCUGGUGCCCUCAUGCGUCCGCUGUCACCCAAGGUGCGCAGGCCGAGGUUGAAAUCGAAGCAGGAGUCCGAGUCCAAGACAAAUCCUGCGAGCGAUGAUUCCAUGAAGAACAGUGAGACUGCUCAAAAAUCCAGAGAGGAGGGUUUUAUUGAUCGGGCACAGGCGAGAACUAGCGGUGACUCUACCUUUUGCUCGGACUCACCCAUCGACGACGAUUCCGUCAGAGUGUGUUUUGACGACAAGGAGAUCUUGUGGCGGAAAACAGACGAUGACGAGGAAGCGAUGCAGCCGAAAGCAGAAACGCCGGCUGACGUCGGAGACAGAUCCCCCGUGGGAGACAGCAAACCUCGUGAUCUCUGCUCUCUUACGGACUCAGUAGCAACAAACUCUCCCGAAAUGAGCAAUCCACCAUCAAACGCAUCGCAGUGCGAUUCUAGUCAAUCGUUAGCCGGACGUUGCAGACGACACCUGUCCCACUUCCAGUCCUUUAUGUUGCACCAGUACGGCCUCUCGGGCUUGUUCCGCAACCCAAGUUUCGUCCUGACCAUACCCAUCGGGAUAGCUCACGGCUUCGGUUGGGCCUCGGUUGUGUUUCAUCUCGACGCCCGUGCUGAGUCUGUCGGCUUGCGGGCCAGCGAGGGGGCUACAUUGCUCACUCUCAUGGGCGUAGGAGCCUUUGUUACUUCAAUCAGUCACGGAUGGUUCGUCGAUAAGGGGUAUAUCUCCCCAAUAAUCGCCUACACCUUGGCCAUCCUCUGCAAUCUACUAGGCUCCUUCAUUCUGCCGCCUCUCGUAACUUUUGGCCCCAUGGUCGCGGCCUGUGUGCUCUUCGGUGCGGCCACCGGUGUGGCGGAACCGAUGAUCUUCGUGAUUCUUCAGGCUCUGGUGCAACCGUCUGAGGUGGCUGGGGCAACCAGUAUUGUCCUUGUUUGCUGGGGUGUUGGAGAAAUAAUAGGAGGUACUUUAGCAGGUCGGAUCUAUGACACCCUCGCAAGCUACAACAACGCGUACUUCAUGGCGGGAUCCGUGUUUGCCAUUGUAGCUAUCCUAGCUACCAUUAUGUUCUUCUUAGAAAAAAGAAAGACUAAGGGAGACAAGAAGCUAGUGAGCAAAACCAACGAAGCAGGCACCGGUGAAGCACAGCAAAGGCCUAGUACUGCCGAAGACAUACAUGGAAAACGUCUUGAUGAAAACAUUGAGAAUGGAGUUGUGAAUCCCAUGUACUCUGGUGCUAGUAACAACGAGGUUCAACAGGAGAUACACACUGUAGAACAGCAAGAUGAGGAAAUGGCUGAAAUCAGCCCGGGAAACAAGGACGAGUCUUCCUGUUAAAUUUUUAGACACUAUAAUAAUGGUUAUUCGUGCCAAGGAAUCGUCAAUCAGACAACCACCGAAUAAAUACAAUGAUAACAACAUGAUUCAGGGACAUACACAACUUGCAUGCAAUUCUAAAAUGUGGUGGAUGUUUCACAUACAAGGUUGACGACCGGGCCUUUGCUUCAUACCGGAGUGUCUUGAUUAAUUUGAAAUAUUCUUAAUCCUGAACGUCCAGAAAGAGAGAAAAUUAAAAGUGUGUGGUAUAUGGUUUGACAAGUUGUGCGAAUUGAAAAUGGUUGAAAUUUGAGUAAAAGAAGAACUAAUUAAGGUAUCAAA
Messenger RNA from Patiria miniata (bat star), 2470 nucleotides. Its product is annotated as monocarboxylate transporter 3-like. The record is from RefSeq and is a predicted model, not a curated record. Gene Ontology annotation, biological process: transmembrane transport; monocarboxylic acid transport. Gene Ontology annotation, molecular function: monocarboxylic acid transmembrane transporter activity. The transcript is spliced from 4 exons. Bases 227 to 2149 code for a protein of 640 amino acids. Lineage: Eukaryota; Metazoa; Echinodermata; Asteroidea; Valvatida; Asterinidae.